This is a messenger RNA of Torulaspora delbrueckii, 510 nucleotides long. It is a transcript of the gene RAD6, whose product is annotated as E2 ubiquitin-conjugating protein RAD6. NCBI's taxonomy places the organism in Eukaryota, Fungi, Ascomycota, Saccharomycetes, Saccharomycetales, Saccharomycetaceae. Gene Ontology annotation, cellular component: HULC complex. Gene Ontology annotation, biological process: protein polyubiquitination; proteasome-mediated ubiquitin-dependent protein catabolic process; DNA repair. The transcript has 2 exons. The record is from RefSeq and is a predicted model, not a curated record. Gene Ontology annotation, molecular function: ubiquitin conjugating enzyme activity. Bases 1 to 510 code for a protein of 169 amino acids.
AUGUCGACGCCUGCGAGAAGACGGUUGAUGAGAGAUUUCAAGCGUAUGAAAGAAGAUGCCCCACCGGGAGUGUCAGCGUCUCCGUUGCCAGACAACGUCAUGGUUUGGAACGCUAUGAUUAUUGGUCCAGCAGAUACGCCCUACGAGGAUGGUACGUUUAGGCUACUACUUGAGUUUGAUGAAGAAUAUCCCAACAAGCCACCACAUGUCAAGUUUCUCAGUGAGAUGUUCCAUCCCAACGUUUAUGCGAACGGUGAAAUAUGUUUAGAUAUCCUGCAAAAUCGAUGGACACCGACGUAUGAUGUGGCAUCAAUUUUAACGUCAAUUCAAAGUCUUUUUAAUGAUCCUAAUCCUGCAUCGCCUGCUAAUGUGGAAGCAGCUACCCUUUUCAAAGAUCACAAGUCUCAAUAUGUAAAAAGGGUGAAAGAAACUGUGGAGAAAUCGUGGGAGGACGACAUGGAUGACAUGGGUGACGAUGACGAUGACGAUGAUGACGAUGAUGAUGAAUAG